Aspergillus saccharolyticus JOP 1030-1 is the source of this 881-nucleotide messenger RNA. RefSeq names its product alpha/beta hydrolase. Bases 1 to 798 code for a protein of 265 amino acids. NCBI's taxonomy places the organism in Eukaryota, Fungi, Ascomycota, Eurotiomycetes, Eurotiales, Aspergillaceae. The record is from RefSeq and is a predicted model, not a curated record. The transcript has 2 exons.
AUGAUCCGGCCAGCAAUUGUCAUCGUCCCGGGUGCCUGGCAUCGACCACAGCACUACCGCCGGUUAGUCGAAGGGCUGACCAAGUUCAAUUAUGAAGCAGUAGGCGUGACAAUGCCCUCCGUGGACUCCCGCCCGCCCCUCAGCAGCUGGACCCAAGAUGCAGAAGCCAUCCGCAAGGUCAUCCUCAGCUAUCUCGACGCCGGACGCGACGUGACCACCGUGGCUCAUUCCUUCGGCGGAGUCCCCAUGUCAGAAGCGGUCAAGGGCCUAGGCAAGAGCGCGCGCGCAAGCCAAGGCCUGAAGUCUGGGGUUCUCCGGUUGAUGUACAUGGCGGCGAUGGCACUGCCCGAAGGCCAGAACCACGUCGGACAGAUCAAACCUCAGACACCGGAAGAGGAGGAACUCGAGCGGCAGCGGCAAGAGUAUCUAGCAAAGCAUGGUGGCAUGCGUUUCACGGAGGAUGGAGCAAUGAUUCUGGACAAGGAAGCGGUCCGGGAGGUCUUUUACAGUCGAUGCGACCCGGCUGACGUGGAGGAAGCGCUGGACCUGCUAGGAUCGUAUCCAGUUGGUCCCUUGUCCGUGCCAGUAACUUACACGGCUUAUCGAGAGAUUCCCAGUACGUAUAUAGUCUGCGAAAAUGAUCGGGCUCUGCCGCUAUCUGUGCAGGAGAGGAUGAUUGCCCAGAGCGAGGGACUGCUGCAGGUCGAACGGUGUCAAGAAGGGCAUUCCCCGUUCUUGAGCAACCCACAAUUCAUCGUGGACUGUGUACGCAGAGCUGCUGGAGAGGAUGAUGUUUAAGACGUGUCUGCAAUGACCUUGCCCUGUGCGAUAAAUUAUGCGUGCUGCUUAGUCUCAAGAAUGUACCCAACUCUCUCUAUAAG